Molecule: messenger RNA, 660 nt
Organism: Paramuricea clavata
Lineage: Eukaryota; Metazoa; Cnidaria; Anthozoa; Malacalcyonacea; Plexauridae
Source: the annotation of a GenBank genome assembly
CUGGAAAUUACUCCUCAAAGUUGUCUGGACUAUCUCAAAAGAGGUUUCAAAUCAGACGGUUAUUAUACCAUUUAUGACUUCAAGACCGACGACCGUAUUACAGUUUACUGUGAUAUGACUUCAGAAGCUGGUUCAGCCUGGACUUUAGUGAUGUCCUACGCCUUCAAGAACAGACAUAUGGAUCAGAUCGCCAGGAAAUCAAUGCAACAAGACACUCCUGUGAACGAGCACUCACCUAACUGGAACCUCUACCGCAUGAGUCUCUCUCAAAUGACUCAUCUCAAGUCUCAGUCAACCCACUGGAGAUCAACCUGCACCUUUCCAACUUACAAAGUUGACUACACUGAUUACGUCAGAGCAAAGUUUACAGACUUUGAUAUUAUGACAUUUCUGGGCCGCGGUAUUUGCAAGAAAGUUGAAUAUGUAAAUAUUCGUGGUCAUCAAUGUGCACAAUGUACAUCAAAAUGGUGGCACGGAAACAAUGUUUACUCCCCCCACAUUGAUAGCCCUUCCAAUGGCUGUCAGUUUGUUCCCACUCAAGGUUCUGCUUCGAGCGAGAAUAACUUUGGUUUCUAUAUCCAGGGAGUCGUCAACAAAAAAUUUCGUUGCAGUGCUGGGCCCCUUUCUACAACCAACUGGUGGUUUGGUGGAUACUUAUAA